CUUCAGUCUCAGUCUCUCUGUCUCUCCACUGGCACGGCUGCUGCUGGGACCUACAUACACCAACAGACAGAAACACACACCACCAUGAGUUGCUGUAACAAGCUGUGUGGGCUAAAGGCUGGAAUUGCGGCUGGAAUUGCGGUGGCCAUAUUAGGUAUAAUCCUUAUCCCUGUGGGGAACAAUAUCAUCCGUGAGACUGUUACAACGGAGUCGGUCAUCGAGCCUGGGACCACAGCCUGGGACAACUGGGUGUCUGCAGAAGUACCUGUGUACAGACAGUUCUGGCUCUUUGACGUGCAGAACCCACUGGACGUGGUGGAGAAUGGGUCAAAGCCAAAAUUGGUGGAGAAAGGGCCCUACACAUACAAGACGCGGUACCUGCCCAAAGAGAACAUCACGGCCAACCCAGAGAACCACACCAUCUCCUUCCUGCUCCCUGCGGGGGCCAUCUUUGAGCCGUCCAUGUCUGUGGGGUCUGAGGAGGACAGUGUCACCUCUCUCAACCUGGCUGUGGCUGGUGGGUACAAGUUGUUUCCUCCAUUGUUACUGGAAGCUGCAAUAAAGUUAAACAAUGUCUCACUGUUCCAGCGACGCACAGUGAGGGAAAUACUCUGGGGUUACAAAGACCCCAUUCUGAAAGGGACACUGGGCCUCUUUUUUCCUUACAAUGGUACCUAUGAUGGGCCAUACAGGGUCUUCACAGGCAAGGAUGACAUCUCUAAAGUGUCUAUCAUUGACAGUUGGCAGGGGGAAAAGAAGGUGUCUUUCUGGAAGGACACAUACUGCGACAUGAUCAACGGCACAGAUGGCUCGUCAUUCUCUCCCUUCCUGGAUAAGAAGAAGCCUCUGUACUUCUUCUCCUCUGACAUCACCAGGUCUGUGUCGGCUGAGUAUGAGAGGAGCCUGAACCUGAAGGGGAUCGAGGUGUACCGGUUCAAACUACCCCCGCUCACCUUAGCCUCCCCUGCAGUCAACCCAGACAACCAGUGCUUCUGCACGGACUCUGUGGUCACUAAGAACUGCACAUUGGCCGGAGUCCUGGACAUCAGCGCCGCUCGCGGACAACCAGUCUACAUCUCCCUGCCCCACUUCCUGCAUGGUAGUCCAUACCUGGUUGAAGAUGUGGAGGGCCUUAGUCCUAGUGAGGAGCAUCACGUCACGUUCCUGGAUGUGGAACCGACCACAGGGUUCAGUCUGAGGUUCGCUAAGAGACUGCAGGUGAACAUGAUGUAUGGCCCCUCCAAGAUCAUCACUGUGUUAAAGAAAGUGAAGGAUUACACCAUAUUCCCUAUAGUUUGGCUAAACGAGACGGCAUCCCUGGAUGACGAGACAGCAGACAGGUUUAAGAAGGAGCUGUUAUCUCGUAUUGACAUGCUUGAGACGGUGCAGUUCACACUGAUAGGCUUAGGGUUAUCUGCCUUUGUACUCUGCAUAGUGGCCCAUUGUUUGGUAAGCAGAAACGACAACAAGCUUGUGUGAGAGGGACAAUGCAGCUGUACAACAGAGGAACAGCGCGGGUACACGGAUAUCAGUGUACUGUAACUUUUAAUAUCUCUUAAUUUCAAUGUUAUUUACAAUGUAAAUAUAUAUUGUAGGCAUUGUGUGAGUUAGAAUGUACAUUAUUUUGUAAAAAUUAUUAUAAACUGUUCUUUCAUGUAAUUGUAAUUUGAUUUGCACACACCUCGCUGCUAGAUUUUGGUCAGGGAUCUUGAAAGCUAGAAUAUACAGUGGUUGAAAUUGCUGUAACAUUCAUGUAGCUAACAUUCAUGACUCCAAUAAAAAUAAAUAAAUGCUGAUUCAAAUGUAUUCAGCUUAAUCUUG
Coregonus clupeaformis (lake whitefish) is the source of this 1821-nucleotide messenger RNA. Its product is annotated as platelet glycoprotein 4-like. Gene Ontology annotation, molecular function: scavenger receptor activity; low-density lipoprotein particle binding; low-density lipoprotein particle receptor activity. Bases 85 to 1479 code for a protein of 464 amino acids. Gene Ontology annotation, cellular component: caveola; cytoplasm; cell surface. Lineage: Eukaryota; Metazoa; Chordata; Actinopteri; Salmoniformes; Salmonidae. Gene Ontology annotation, biological process: lipid storage; long-chain fatty acid import into cell; amyloid-beta clearance by cellular catabolic process. The record is from RefSeq and is a predicted model, not a curated record. The transcript has 12 exons.